This is a messenger RNA of Lolium perenne, 1708 nucleotides long. RefSeq lists its product as uncharacterized. NCBI's taxonomy places the organism in Eukaryota, Viridiplantae, Streptophyta, Magnoliopsida, Poales, Poaceae. The record is from RefSeq and is a predicted model, not a curated record.
AUUCCUCUCUUCUCUCCUCUCCACCCACUCCCGCUGCCUCUGCUCCACCCUCCACCCGAUCUGCGCUCGCGCCCCGGCGGCGGGUAGAAGAAGAAGAUCUGACGGAAAUUGAGGACAGGGACGGCGGCGCCAGGCGGCGGGGAAUGGACGCCCACGGGCCCGGGGCCGCCAGCAAGCUCACGCGCACCCCCUCCUCGCUCCUCCGCUCCCCCACCGUCCGCAACUGCUCCUCCUUCCACGCCGUCCUGCUCCACGACGACCCCGAGCCCGACCACAAAAAGUCCCACGCCGUCGCCGCGCAGCACACCCACAACCUCCGCCCCGCCGCCGCCCACCCGCUCAUCCUCCUGACCCUCCCCCUCGCCCUCCUCCUCCUCAUCCUCCUCCUCCACAACGACCGCCACCUCGCGCUCCUCGCCGCCGCCGCAGCCGCCGCGCUCGCCGCCGCCGCCGCCGCGGCCCGUCUCCUCCGCGGCCGCCUCCGCCUCCGCCGCGCCUCGCCCUCCGGCUCCGUGCACUGGUUCAUCGGCGACGACGACGACGCCGCCUCCGCCACCACCAGCCCCCACGCGCGCGGCCGCGUGGUGCGCGAGGGCGUCGAGUUCUACAGCAACGGGGACUGCUACGAGGGCGAGUUCCACAAGGGCCGCUGCAACGGCGCGGGCGUCUACAACUUCUUCGGCAAGGGCAAGUACGAGGGCGACUGGGUCGACGGCAAGUACGACGGCUACGGCAUCGAGUCCUGGGCGCGCGGCAGCCGCUACCGCGGGCAGUACCGCCAGGGCCUGCGCCACGGCCACGGCGUCUACCGCUUCUACAGCGGGGACUGCUACGCGGGCGAGUGGGCCGGCGGGCAGAGCCACGGCAUCGGGGCGCAGACCUGCUCCGACGGCAGCUCCUACGUCGGCGAGUUCAAGUGCGGCGUCAAGCACGGACUCGGAAGCUACCAUUUCAGAAACGGCGAUCGCUACUCCGGGGAGUACUUCGGGGACAAGAUCCACGGCUUCGGCGUCUACAGCUUCGCCAACGGCCACUGCUACGCCGGCUCCUGGCACGAGGGCAAGAAGCAGGGGCUCGGGAUGUACACGUUUCGGAACGGCGACAAGCGGUCGGGGGACUGGGAUUUCGGGACCCUCAAGAGCCCCAUGCCGCCCACCGAUCCUUCCGUCGAGCGCGCCGUGCAGGCUGCGCAGCGGGCCUCCGAGAACGCAUUCCGCCUGCCGAGAGUGGACGAGCAGGUGCACAAGGUGGUCAUGGCCGCGAACCGGGCGGCCACGGCGGCUCGGGUGGCGGCGAUCAAGGCGGUCCAGAACAGGAUGGACGGCAAGUUCUGCGACACCUACGUCUGAUGAAGCUUGCUUCUGUGUGUUGUGUUCAAAGAAACCAUGCCACCCGUUUCUUCUAACUGUACAUUAGGGUAGCCAAUAACUAAUCGGCGAGUGAGUGAGUUUCAGACGACGACGACGACGACGACCGGGGCGGCACAACCGCUCGCUCCGAGUCAGAGAGAGAUCAGACCAGCAACAAACGGGAGAGCCUCCGAGGAGCGGAAGCUGUGACAGUUUUGCGUUUCAAAAAACAGCUCACAUUCCGCGAUAUCGCGAUCGCGACCGGCGGUGGUCCCUUCCCUUUCCCCCCUCUUCUUCCUGUAAGCUGUAAAUUGUACAUAGAUCCCAAGUGUAUCAAUGGAAGAGUGAGCUUUUUCUCA